CACCCAUGUGAGGUCUUGUAGUGUAACAGUAUUUUAGGCCAUGAUUCUUUAGUAUGUUUUAAAUGCUCUUAUUUCCAUUUUAAGCUCUACUUUUAUUAUUCAACUCACUUUACCAUCACUCAAAUUUAUUAACAACUGAGUUAGCAACUUAGCAUUUACAAAUUGCAAGAAUUUCCUCAACAAAUCCAUGGAUCACAACACCACUACUCCAAAAUACUUUCAAUCUCCAUUCUUUGGUUCCAAUGUGGAGCUUGGAAAAACUAAAGACAGCCCAUUUGCAGUUGCUGAUGGAUUUCAAGACCCACUUUGUAAACUCAAUCUUAAGGAAACAUCUGAGUUUGUUAGGUCAUUUCCAACUGCUCAAAGAAGAAAUGGAGUGAACUCAGUAGUUUCUCAAAGAAAACUAAUGGAAGCUCCUACUACACCUGGUAGACCAGUGUUUAACUAUAGUUUUAGUCAUAAUGUUGCAAGAAAAAACUUCCCUUCUAAGUGGGAUGAUGCUGAGAAAUGGUUGAGUUGUAGCUCUUGUAAUGAAUCUCCUGUUCAUGGGGUUAAGACAUCAGCAUCAGCAGAAGCUUGUAAUGCUUUGAAAACUAAGCAUAUUGAUGUUUUUUCGGAGAAAUUAAGGGUUAGUGAGGAUAAAGAUUUGAAAUUUGGUUCUAGUUUUCAAGUGGGUGGUUUUAAUGGAGGUUCAGUUCCUCAAGAUGUGGUUCUAAAAGAUAGGUUUACUGAUGAGGUAGAAUCAGUUCUGCCGAAUCUGAGAUAUUCGGAGCCAUCGAAAGAAGGGUUUCUUUUCAGAAACUCGGCAACAGAAACAAUGAAAGAUGCGGGAACCGGAAUAAUUCAUGAGUUAAAACACAGAGAUAUUGGGACAGAAAUGACUCCGUUAGGCAGUUCGAAAACAUCCAGAUGUCAUACACCGUUGAAAAGUUCAUCACCGGCACGUCAUAACACGCCUGCUGAUAGGUCGGGUCCUUUGCCCUUGGGGAAUUCUAGUAGCACCAACAGCACCAUUGACAUUGAACAGUUAAAUGAGUGUCACUUGGCCAAGCUACAACUCGGGUCGCAAUAUGAUUCUGUUACAUCGAAUUGGAGCUCAAGAGAAGAAGAGGAAGAGGAAAUAUCAAAAAGCUUAAGACACUUUGAGACGGGUGUUACUUCCCGGAAAAGUGUCUCGGAUUCACGAGCUGCUGCCUGGGAGGAAGAGGAGAAGACAAAAUGCUGCCUCAGAUAUCAGAGAGAAGAAGCUCAAAUUCAAGCUUGGUUGAAUCUUCAAACCGCAAAAGCAGAAGCUCAAUCAAAAAAACUAGAGGUGAAAAUACAGAAGAUGAGAUCAAACUUGGAAGAGAAGUUGAUGAAGAGGAUGGCAAUGGUGCAAAGAAAAGCCGAAGAAUGGAGAGCUGCAGCGCGCCACCAACACACCGAACAAAUUCAAAAGGCUACUCAACAAUCAAAGAAAAUUAUCAACAGACAUAAUAACUUGCAAUUUUCAGGCCAUGUUGGUUGUGGUUGUUUGCCUUGCAACACCUACCCUUAUUAAUCAAGAAACCAUUUAUAAUAGCUCUUCUUCCUAGGGAAAUCCAAAUCAUAUUUUUAAAUUUUUCUUAUAUCUUUUUAGCAA
Mercurialis annua (annual mercury) is the source of this 1621-nucleotide messenger RNA. RefSeq lists its product as uncharacterized. The record is from RefSeq and is a predicted model, not a curated record. The transcript is spliced from 5 exons. Bases 188 to 1540 code for a protein of 450 amino acids. Lineage: Eukaryota; Viridiplantae; Streptophyta; Magnoliopsida; Malpighiales; Euphorbiaceae.